Molecule: messenger RNA, 1209 nt
Organism: Wickerhamiella sorbophila
Lineage: Eukaryota; Fungi; Ascomycota; Dipodascomycetes; Dipodascales; Trichomonascaceae
Product: Mo25-like protein
Exons: 1
Coding region: 1-1209 (402 amino acids)
Biological process (GO): intracellular signal transduction
Molecular function (GO): protein serine/threonine kinase activator activity
Source: RefSeq, a predicted model, not a curated record
AUGUCGUUUUUAUUUGCAAAGGGCAAGGUCAAAACUCCGCAAGAGCUAGUGGCGGCGCUCUAUGAGUGGACGACCAGCAUUGAUGAUUUGGCUCAGGCCGAACGCAAACCAACCGAGGAAAUAGCCGAGCUUUUGCAGCAGGCAAAGCGUAUAGCCCACGGAGAACUCAAUGGGGAGGCCGAUCCGGAUCUUAUGGCUGCGCUCGCGAAGGAAAUGUACGCCAAUGACCUGAUUAUCCACCUGAUCCACAUUCUUGACCGACUCGACUUUGAAGCUCGCAGAGACGUUGCGUCCCUCUUCUCUUUCCUCCUCCGCCGUACCCCGACAGUGGAAUAUUUAUUGAGCCGACCCCAGGUGUUUGAUGCUCUGAUCGAGAGCGCCGGCAGCCCUGAAGUCUAUCGCAAUGUCGGCAGUAUGCUCCGCGACUGUGCCAAGCAUCCGGAACUCACCCGUAAUAUAAUGGCCAAACCGAGCUUCUGGUACUUUUUUGACUAUUGCCGAGACUUACCGUUCGAGGUCGGGUCUGAUUGUUUCACCACUCUUGCUGAGUUCCUCCGGUGCAGCCCUGAGCUUUCUGCCGAGUUUCUGGCUGUCAACGGCAAAGAAUUCAGCCAUAACAUGAAUACACUUAUGCUUUCAGACAACUAUGUUACCAAGCGACAAGCCCUCAAACUCAUGGGCCAGCUUAUUCGCGAAAGAGCAAACCAGCCCUUCAUGGUUCAAUAUAUCGAGGACCUCUCAAAUUUGAAGCUCGUGAUGCGGCUUUUGCGUGAUAGAUCAAAAAAUAUUCAUAUGGAGACGUUCCAGCUUUUCAAAGUAUUCGUCGCCAACCCGCGAAAACCCGCGGUAAUCUUCGAUGUUCUGGCCAAAAACAAACAGCGACUCCUCGAGGUUUUGAGCAACCUUGGUGCUGAUCGUAAAGACGACAAACAAUUCAAUGACGAGCGGCUGUUUGUUAUGCGUAGAAUCAAAUCGCUCCCCGAUGUGGAUAACUCCAAACCACCAGCGAGCAAAUGGUCGGCACAACCCUCACCUGAAAGCUCACCUCCCAGGUCGCCUGCCCGAUCACGCUCUCCUGAAUAUAUGCCACCAUCUGGACCUCCGUCCCCGUCUCGAGCUCAGAUUCCCGCCGCUAUGCAGCUGGGGCAUGCCGCGCCAGUACUCAACAGCCAGCUUCCUCAGCUAGGCCCUCCAGAGCAUCGUGUUUAA